Molecule: messenger RNA, 1138 nt
Organism: Amborella trichopoda
Lineage: Eukaryota; Viridiplantae; Streptophyta; Magnoliopsida; Amborellales; Amborellaceae
Source: RefSeq, a predicted model, not a curated record
ACUGUUUUUCAUUUGCAGAAUGGAAACUCUUAAGAGACACUUGCCAGCAGGUGACCCUGAUGGACUGUCUGUACUCACGAAAAUUGCUGCAAGAUUUGAAGAGAAGAUCUUUACUAAUGCUGAGAACCAGGCAGAUUAUUUGGGGAAAAUAUCUCUAAAGAUGCUCACUUUGGAGACAGAAUCUUCCAUGGGGAAUUCUACGGCAUCAAACCCUACUGGAGAAAAACCAACAUAUGCAAGAUUAAGGAUGGAUAAAGGUGGUUGGAUGCCCCCUCAAGGCGAGGGUGAUGUCGUUCUAAGGGAUGCUAACGAUUGGAGGACGGAGCUUUCAGCUGAUCUUAGGCAGAGGAUUGUGAAUAAGAUCACGGAUAACGACUGGAGGACAAAGCUUUCAGCUGAUUCUAGGCAGAGGAUUGUGAAUAAGAUAUUGGAAACUCUUAAGAGGCACUUUCCAGCAGGUGAUCCCAUUGGACUGUCCGUACUCACGACAAUUGCUGCAAUUUUCGAAGAGAAGAUCUUUACUAAUGCUGAGAACCAGGCAGAUUAUUUGGGGAAAAUAUCUCUAAAGAUGCUCACUUUGGAGACAGAAUCUGCCAUGGGGAAUUCUACGUCAUCAAACCCUACUGGAGAAAAACCAAAAUAUACAAGAUCAAGGGCGAAGGGAAGCAGGGACAGGCAAGGAUGCAGGAAUAGAUGGUUGUGAAUAAACCAGUGCUUUGGUCGGGUCAACUUCACUCGGUCCUUCUUACUCCGCCUUACAACACUGAGAACAAUGAACAGACCUGUAUAUUAUUGAAGUAAGAUUACAAGAGAGAUAAAAAGACGAGAGGACCCUGAGAAUGGGUCUCUCUGUGUGAGACUACAAAACAGGCUUAUGAAAAUGCCCCUUAUAUGUACCCCUUAAAUGGGAAGCGUACCACAAAGGUAGAAAAAACAAGAUCACAAUGUGUUGUUGGAUCUAAGGUUCUAUAAGGAAGUUGGAGUUGAGGUUCAAAAACGUGAUGGUGAGGUAGUUGCAGGGCGUGCUGAGGUGUCUUCCUAGCUCCAUCUUUUGCUAACAGGUCUGCGAACUCGUUUGAUGUCCUCUAAGUAUGUCUCCAUAAGAUGUUCAUACCCCUGCAUACAUGCGCAAUUUCAA